GACUCCGUGCCCGUGAGGGUCUAUCGGUCCAAAACAUCAAAUCCUGAGAGCAGACGGGGACUUGUGUGGAUUCACGGAGGAGGGGGCAUGUUUGGAAGCUUCAAAAGCAUCGAAAGACUGUGUCGUUUCUUUGCCCAGGAAAGUGCCACCGUGGUCGUAUCUAUCGGGUAUCCGUUGGCACCGGAGCAUCCCUACCCAGCUCAACAACGCAGCUUACGCGGCGUAUCGUACUUUCUGAAGCACGCGAAGGACUUCGGUGUGGAUCCACAACGGAUCGUGUUGGGUGGAGACAGCAGCGGAGGCUCCAUCGUGGCGGCCAUUUCUCAACAACUUGUGUUCGGAAAGGAUCUGCCCCGGGUCAGGGCCCACGUCUUAAUCUACCCUUUCCUCCAAGGUGUGGAUUUCAAUCUGCCUUCUCACCAGCAAAACCAGUCGGUGCCCCUUUUACUCAAGAGAGAUGCGGACUUUGGCAAGUUUUAUCUCACCGGAAAGACUUCGGACAGCGAUGGCGUGAUGGCCAAUGCUCACGUUCGACAUCUCAGGGCCAAGUACCAGAAAUGGAUCAGCGCCGAACAUAUUCCAGAAGAAUUUAAACUCCGGGGUUAUGUGCCCUUUGUACCCGGUCGCUUUUCUGAAGAUCUUUUCAAAGAAUGCGAGAGAACUUUUGAACCUGAAUUUUCCCCACUCCUGACGGAAGAUGCCAUCCUCCAACAGUAUCCAGAGACGUUCCUUUUAACCUGCGAAUACGACAUUUUCCGAGACGAUGGCCUGCUGUACAAGAAACGGCUGGAAGACAACGGGGUGCCUCUCACCUGGCAUCACCUGGAGGAUGGAUUCCACGGGAUCACCAUGCUGAUAGGAUAUGGGCCAAUGGAGUUUCCUGGGACGAGGAGGGGUCUCAGAAGUGUCCUCCAAUUCCUCGAACGCUGCUAGAAACCCAACGCCCACCUUCUUCUGCUUUGUUCGUCUUUCCAGCUUGGUGACCUUGCCUGGUGCAUGUG
Messenger RNA from Pantherophis guttatus, 1001 nucleotides. Lineage: Eukaryota; Metazoa; Chordata; Lepidosauria; Squamata; Colubridae. The record is from RefSeq and is a predicted model, not a curated record.